CCAGAAAGCCCCAUAUACCCUCCCCCAGCCUGGAACUUCACGCCACCCACAAACCGUCAGAUUCUUGCUGCAAUCCAUCGCAUGAAAAACGGCAAAGCCACAAAACCAGGAACAAUCCCAAAUGACCUUUUCAAAGCUACUGCGCAACUGAUAGUCCCAUUCUUAGGACCCAUCUAUCACGCCACAUUCACACUCAAAAUCUACCCAGACGCAUGGUCGGCAACAGAAACAAUAGUGCUUAAAAAACCAGGACGGCCAGACUACCAAGACCCAAAUGCGUGGCGCCCAAUCACCCUAUCUAACGGACACGGGAGACUAAUGAAUGCUUGUAUUGCAGAGGAGAUCACCAAACGAGCAGAACUCCUUGGCCUCCUCCCAGCUAUGCAAUUCGGA
Molecule: messenger RNA, 393 nt
Organism: Lentinula edodes (shiitake mushroom)
Lineage: Eukaryota; Fungi; Basidiomycota; Agaricomycetes; Agaricales; Omphalotaceae
Exons: 1
Source: RefSeq, a predicted model, not a curated record